UGCAUAGUCCCUAGUGGAACUGAUCCUAAAUUUGGUUCGGAGUUGCCCCGCCAACUCGCCGAGUCCCAAGUACAAUCCUUUCUCGAACCCUUUUGAUUUUUGAAACCCUAAUAAAGCAAAAAUCUUUUCUGUAUAGACUGUAAUGUAAUUCUCUCUCUCUAAAUAUACUUCCAUAUCUUGCGUGUAUCUGCCCGCAUAUACGUAUAUAAACCUGCAAUGAAGUACAACUAUGGAGCACACGAUCGACCACUUUCGCGGCACGUGACAUUUCAUCAAUCUUCAGCCCUCAGUUACUGCGCCGAGCAACCCAUUCCAGUUUCAGCUGGUUAUUUGGACCCGGAUUUUGGACAUUCUCGUGGGUGCUUCCAAAACCAAAUGGAUUUGCGGGAAGCUAUCAUGAGACAGGUUGAGAAGGAUAGAAUUAAGGAGGAGAUUCUUGCACAAGAGGCUGCUCGAAGAAGGAUUCUCGAAGCAGAGGUAAGGAUGGAGAUUAUGAGGGAGCGGGAAGCUGCUAUCCUAAGGGGGCAGCUGCCCGAGGAGAGGUCAUUUGAGGAAAGAAUUGUGAGACUGAUUGAGCAGAGGUUGGGAGUUGGGAUCUCUAGUACUGGAGUGGCUGCUCUGCCUGCUCGAGGAGAAAAUGGGAGGUCCCUAGUGGCGCCACUUCGCCAGUGGAGUAUCGAGCCAUGGACUUCAGAGGUGCCUUUUAAGCAACAGAGCGUGGAACCAAGAUUAGUUGAGUUGAAACCUCACUCUGAGUUUCAGAGUUUGGAGCCAAAUAUUUCGGCACCCGAGCUUGGCAAAGAGAAAGAGAGGAUCGUUUUUAAGGCUAAGCCUGAUGGAAACCUCCCUGGAAUGAAGAGGAAAGCGGAAACACCACCAGAAGUAGCGAUUAGCACUGAGCUGCCAUCUGGCGUCCCGAAGAAGAAAGCUAAAGAGGAGUGGAGUUGUGCGCUUUGUCAGGUUAGCGCCACAAGCAAGGAGGGGCUAAAUGAGCACCUCCGAGGAAAGAAGCACAAGUCGAAGGAGGCUGGUUUAAAAGCACAGCGGAGUGGGAAGAACUUCAGUAUUGGGCUUUUCCCGAAGAAACCUAAACCCGAUGUGCUUGCUGAAAUGGCCGAUGAUUUGAAGUCCAAGGAAAGUUCAUCGGGUGUUGUAGCAAUGAAGGGAUUCCCAAAUGGCAACGAUGCACUAAAUCUGCAGAUUGAUGAUUCUAAGGAGAAAAACUCUGGGAUGGUUCAAAACAAACAAAAGACUAAUGCUAAAAAGAGGAAGAAGUAUAAGUUCUGGUGCGAGCACUGCAAGAUAGGCGCGUUCUCCGCCAAAGUUAUGGAGGACCACAAGAUCGGGAAGAAGCAUUUGGCCCGGCUUCACGGGAUUUCUUCCCAGCCCCAGGAGAUGAAAUGCGAGAGCACUGCAGCCGCAGAUACUCAGCUGGACACCGCCACUGAAAUGGCGAUUAUAACACAAAAGGGACCAGAAGCAAGUGGCGGGUCAGCCAUUCACUAGAAGGCGAUGAGAGUUCGGGGACCUACCUGGGAGUUUUCAUGCUACAAACAUCCUUAAACCUCAUUGGUCCUAGGAUUCAUGAAAAUGUUGUGGGGCAAAUCCUUAAACCUCAUUUUUUUACCAAAAAAAAAACCAUGGCAGCUUCUGUGAAAGCUGUAUAGUACUAUAUUAUCGGAUAGAUUUCUACCUUUUUUUGUUCAGACUUCUAAAACCUUGGAAGUUUAGAGUCCUUUGCUAGUUAACUUAGUUCUUUAUAUCUAUGGAGGAUGAAGAAAUUUCCUUUCUAUUUACCUGUCAUAUUUGUU
Messenger RNA from Ipomoea nil (Japanese morning glory), 1811 nucleotides. RefSeq lists its product as uncharacterized. NCBI's taxonomy places the organism in Eukaryota, Viridiplantae, Streptophyta, Magnoliopsida, Solanales, Convolvulaceae. The record is from RefSeq and is a predicted model, not a curated record. The transcript is spliced from 3 exons. Gene Ontology annotation, molecular function: zinc ion binding; nucleic acid binding. The coding region runs from base 217 to 1506 and encodes 429 amino acids.